Molecule: messenger RNA, 674 nt
Organism: Helicoverpa armigera (cotton bollworm)
Lineage: Eukaryota; Metazoa; Arthropoda; Insecta; Lepidoptera; Noctuidae
Exons: 3
Coding region: 114-563 (149 amino acids)
Biological process (GO): sleep; regulation of synaptic transmission, cholinergic; positive regulation of voltage-gated potassium channel activity
Source: RefSeq, a predicted model, not a curated record
ACCACAGUACCACUCUAUAAAAGUUUGGGUUGGGUGUUUGUUGGGUGUGUGCAGUUCGUUAUUUUUGUGAUUUUUAUUAAUUUAAUUUCACUUUUAGACUGAAUGAAAUCAAUAUGUUGUUGAAGGCGAUUAUUAUAACGUUUCUGUGCACCUUACCAGCGGUAUUUUGCGUGAGAUGUUACCAAUGUGCGUCGUCACAAGACAGUAAAGGGGAAGACAACUGUGGGGCUUACAAGAGGUUUGACAAAGAAAGUCACAUCGCUGUGGAAUGCUUCAGUGAUGAAUCUCAUAUGCCUGGCUCUUUCUGCAUGAAGUUGACUCAGCAAGGGCCUAAAGGAUUUAUUUGGGAUGGAAGAUGGCGCCAAGUUAUACGACGCUGUGCCUCGGUUGCUGAGACAGGUGUUACCGGUGUUUGCAACUGGGGAGUUUACGAGAACGGUGUCUACUGGGAAGAAUGCUACUGUUCUUCAGAUGAAUGUAACGGAUCAUCAUUAGCCCAAUCUUCAGCUAUACUACUUUUAAGCACAAUAGGAACUGUCCUAUACUUGUACAAACUACUUUAGUAUAGCUUUUUAUAUAUCAAAUCUUGUGCCUUAAAGAUACAAAUGUACAGAAUCAAUUUUACCAUACACAAUUUUAUACUUUAAAGGUAGAAUUCUGUGCAUCUAUGACUG